This is a messenger RNA of [Torrubiella] hemipterigena, 804 nucleotides long. Lineage: Eukaryota; Fungi; Ascomycota; Sordariomycetes; Hypocreales; Clavicipitaceae. The record is from the annotation of a GenBank genome assembly.
AUGUUUUGCCGGCGAAUUGUCCGUGCUGGCGCCCGCUUCGCUGCUCAGCAACAACCUGCCCUGCGCCGCACCUACGCCGACACUGCCCGUGAAGCAUCCAAGAAAUCCAGCAUCUCUGCCGCCAAGCUCUCCGUAUAUGCCGUGGCUUUUACCUCGCUGGGUGCCGUCGGAUCAUGGCAGCUGCUCUCGAGCACCGGUAUGGGCUUCUACUCGGACAAGGAGUCCCUGACACGCUUCAAGCCAACUGAAGAAGAAUCGAUCCGAGCCGAAGAAACAAUCAACUCGCUGCCAAUUGUGGCCGAGCUACGCGCCGACCCCAACAUGGUCGAGUCGCGGCCGCACAUGAAGAUGCCCACAUCGUACCGCGAGAAGACCCUGACCGGCGGCGUCCUCAGCGGCCCCGGCAAGGUUUCCGUGCCACCAUUUGUGUGGUCUCAGAAGGAUGGUGAAUCGCUGGUGGCCAUCUCGUAUGUCAGUGACAGCUUGUGUGGCCACCCGGGUAUUGUGCACGGCGGCUUCCUGGCCACGAUGCUGGACGAGGGCCUUGCGCGGUGCUGCUUCCCUGCCCUACCACACAAGAUUGGCGUGACGGCCAACUUGAACAUUGACUACCGCAAGCCAACACCAGCCAACAGCUACCUUGUGCUCAAGGCGACUACAACAAAGGUGGACGGCCGCAAGGCGUGGGUCAAGGGCCAUAUUGAGCUGCUGGCUAAGGAGGGCGAGAAGCCGGUGAUUCUGGCCGAGGCUACGGGCCUGUUUGUCUCCCCGAAAUACGCUGCUAUGAUGCCCAGGAUUGCCUAA